Messenger RNA from Ziziphus jujuba (common jujube), 3224 nucleotides. Its product is annotated as linoleate 13S-lipoxygenase 2-1, chloroplastic. Gene Ontology annotation, biological process: lipid oxidation. The coding region runs from base 241 to 3066 and encodes 941 amino acids. The transcript has 9 exons. NCBI's taxonomy places the organism in Eukaryota, Viridiplantae, Streptophyta, Magnoliopsida, Rosales, Rhamnaceae. The record is from RefSeq and is a predicted model, not a curated record. Gene Ontology annotation, molecular function: protein binding; metal ion binding; oxidoreductase activity, acting on single donors with incorporation of molecular oxygen, incorporation of two atoms of oxygen.
CCUUGUUUUACAAUUUAUUUAUUGCCUCCUAUAAAUAGAGUGACUCAUGAGUAAGCGUUUUAAUUUUUUUCUAUCACAAAAUUUUCUUGUAGGCAAGAGAGUGAGUGAAGCAGAAGCUAUUAUAGGAAAUAUUAUCAGAUAACCCUACUCCAUCUGCUAUCCACUUGGUUCUCUGGUGUAGGUCAUAUAGAAAUUAACCCCACCCAACAGGGAAAAGAAAAAAGAGAAAAAUUCAAAAAUAUGCUGAAUCCUCAUCAACUAGUUGGAAAUACAAACCUCAACUCAGCCCAAAUCGUCUUUCUGGUAAAUAGACCUUUUGUCCAUGGCCAUCAAAAUACUACUACUUCGCAAGCCAUUCUGUCAAGGCCUUAUAAUUCGUUCCAAAGAAAACACAAACAGCUUCAGAUUUGCUUCAUUAAUCCAGCUGCCAACAUAAAAGCUAUAGCCAGUGCCACCACCGAAGAGGAAGCUGAGGAAGCCAAGGAAGCUGAGGAAGCCAAGGAAGCUGAGGAAGCCAAGGAAGCUGAGAAAGCCAAGGAAGCUGAGAAAGCCAUUAAAGUGAAAGCCGUGGUAACCGUUCAACCAACGGUUGGUGGCUUUUUCAAAAACCUUGGUAUAGACCGAGGGCUUGAUGAUAUUCAAGAUUUGCUCGGUAAAACACUCCAGCUUGAGCUUGUUUGCGCCGACCUUGAUCCUGGAACGGGACAAGAAAAGGAGACGAUAAAAGGGUUCGCCCAAAAGAAAGGUAAAGAGGAGAAAGGGAAAAAGAGAGGGAUAAAGUAUGAGACCACUUUUGAAGUUCCAAUUGAUUUUGGUAAGGUUGGAGCGAUUUUGGUACAGAAUGAGCACCACAAGGAGAUGUACGUAGAGGAUAUUGUUCUUGAUGGAUUCCCUUAUGGUCCUGUACACGUUGUCUGCAAUUCCUGGAUACACUCCAAAUUUGACAAUCCUCAAAAGAGAGUAUUUUUCACUACCAAGUCGUAUUUGCCAUGGGAGACGCCAAGUGGGUUGUGGAGGUUGAGAAAAGAAGAGCUUGAGACUCUCAGAGGGAAUGGGGAAGGAGAGCGAAAGAGCUUCGAAAGAAUCUACGACUACGACGUCUACAACGAUGUCGGCGAUCCCGAUAAGAGCUGGGAUCUCCGCCGCCCCGUCCUCGGCGGCAAAGACCGUCCCUAUCCACGCCGUUGCCGGACCGGUCGACCACCUUGUGAAUCAGAUCCAUUGUCGGAGAAAAGGAGUAAGCGUUUCUAUGUUCCACGAGACGAAUGCUUCUCGGAGAUAAAGCAGCUGACUUUCUCCGCAAAAACUCUCCGCUCGGUUUUGCAUACAUUAGCACCUUCCUUGGGGACAGUAAUGGUGGAUAAAAACCUGGGAUUUCCUUACUUCACAGCCAUUGAUUCCCUUUUCAGCGAAGGGGUGGAUCUGCCUCCCAUUGGAAACGAAGGCUUUCUCAGAACAAUUCUUCCUCGUGUCGUCAAAGCUAUUACCGAUACCGGAGGAGAUGUUUUGCGCUUUGAGACCCCUGAAGCCUUUAACCGGGAUAAGUUUUUCUGGUUUAGGGACGAGGAAUUUGCAAGGCAGACCCUUGCUGGACUCAACCCUUAUAGCAUACGGUUGAUCACGGAAUGGCCAUUAAAGAGUAAACUUGAUCCUGAGAUAUACGGUCCACAGGAAUCAGGAAUCACUACAGAAAUGAUAAAUCAAGAGAUUGGAGGCAUCAUGACCAUCGAUGAGGCCAUGAAGAAAAAGAAGUUGUUCAUCUUAGAUUACCACGACCUUUUGUUACCUUUUGUUAAAAGAGUAAGACAGAUUAAAGGGACAACACUAUAUGGAUCACGAACAAUAUUCUUCCUAAACCCAGAUGGCACAUUGAGACCAUUGGCCAUUGAGCUCACCCGACCACCAAUGGAUGAUAAACCCCAGUGGAAGCAAGUUUUCACACCCUGCAGUUGGCAUUCUACUGGUGUCUGGCUAUGGAGGAUUGCCAAAACUCAUGUUCUCGCCCAUGAUUCUGGUUAUCACCAACUCGUUAGUCACUGGCUAAGAACUCAUUGUGUAACAGAACCUUAUGUAAUUGCCACGAACAGGCAACUUAGUGUGAUGCAUCCAAUCUAUAGACUAUUGCAUCCUCAUUUCCGGUACACGAUAGAGAUCAAUGCUCUUGCACGAGAAGCGCUUAUCAAUGCCGAAGGCACCAUUGAGACUUGUUUUGCACCUGGCAAGUACGCCGGAGAGGUUAGCUCUGUUGCUUAUGACGUUGAAUGGCGCUUCGACUUGCAAGCAUUGCCUGCUGACCUUAUUAGCAGAGGAAUGGCUGUUGAAGACCCAGAAGCCCCACAUGGCCUGAAGCUCACAAUUGAAGAUUACCCUUUUGCAAAUGAUGGUUUACUUCUAUGGGAUGCCAUAAAAGAAUGGGUCUCUAACUAUGUGAACCAUUACUACCCUGAUCCGAGCCAAGUAGAAUCUGAUGAAGAGCUUCAAGCAUGGUGGACAGAGAUCAGAACUAAAGGCCAUGAAGACAAGAAGGAUGAACCAUGGUGGCCUGUGCUUAAAACCUCCAAAGAUCUGAUAGAAAUCAUAACAACAAUUGUAUGGGUAACAUCUGGUCACCAUGCAGCUGUGAACUUCGGACAGUAUACUUAUGCUGGUUAUUUCCCUAACCGACCUACAAUUGCAAGAACUAAUAUGCCAACCGAAGACCCUUCUGAAGAAGAUUGGAAGAGGUUCAUGAAGAAACCAGAAACAGCACUUUUGCAGUGCUUCCCUUCAAAGCUUCAAGCAAUAAGGGUGAUGGCUGUUUUGGACAUUUUGUCUAAUCAUUCUCCGGAUGAGGAAUACCUUGGAGAGACCAUGGAGCAGUCAUGGGCUGAUGAUCCCAUAAUAAAGGCAGCGUUUGAAAGGUUUAAUGAAAGGCUGAAGAUGAUCGAAGGGAUCAUUGAUGAGAGGAACGAAAACACUCAAUUCAAGAACAGAAAUGGAGCUGGAACCUUGCCUUAUGAGCUUUUGAAGCCCUUUUCUCCACCUGGGGUCACUGGAAAGGGUGUUCCCUAUAGCAUCUCCAUUUGAAAUAAUAUUAUUCCCACAUGCUUUUGUGUGAUAAUUAGUUGAAACUAAUUAUCUGGAAGAAAUUAAUAUUGUAGGCAUAAUUAAUUAAUACCUUGAAAAUAUGUCAAAUGUUUGAAACAAAUUUUCAUUAUUAAUAACAUACGCAACCAAUUUCCCCA